Molecule: messenger RNA, 2018 nt
Organism: Phragmites australis (common reed)
Lineage: Eukaryota; Viridiplantae; Streptophyta; Magnoliopsida; Poales; Poaceae
Product: aspartyl protease family protein At5g10770-like
Exons: 3
Coding region: 16-1467 (483 amino acids)
Biological process (GO): proteolysis
Molecular function (GO): aspartic-type endopeptidase activity
Source: RefSeq, a predicted model, not a curated record
CUCUAUAAAAGGGCCAUGAGGUGGCCGGGCUUCUAUUGUUAUAGAGCCACAGGCCACAGCCACCGCAAGGAGGAGAGGAAGCUUUCAGAUAAGAUGGCGUUGCUUCUUCCUCUUCUUGCUCUCUCGCUGCUCUUUGCAGUGGGCACUCCUAUCAGAGAUAUCACCGAUGCUUGCUCGUCAGAAGUAAAGGAUUUCCAGCACCUGAACAGCACCGGGCUCCACCUCGAGCUGCACCACCCGCAGAGCCCCUGCUCGCCGGCGCCGCUGCUGGCCGACCUCCCCUUCUCCGCCGUGCUCACCCACGACGACGCGCGCAUCGCGUCGCUCGCCGCGCGCCUCGCCAAGAAGCCGUCCGCUCGGCCCACCUCGCUCGAUGAGAACCGCGCGGCCGCCGCUGACGAGUCCUUGGCGUCCGUGCCGCUCAACCCGGGCACGUCGUUGGGCGUGGGCAACUACGUCACCCGCAUGGGCCUCGGCACGCCGGCCAAGUCGUACGCCAUGGUCGUGGACACGGGCUCCUCGCUCACCUGGCUCCAGUGCUCCCCCUGCGUCGUGUCCUGCCACCGCCAGGCGGGGCCGGUGUUCAACCCCAAGGCGUCGAGGUCCUACGCCUCCGUGCCGUGUUCCUCAUCGCAGUGCAGCGACCUGACCUCCGCCACGCUCAACCCCGCCGCCUGCUCCUCCUCCAACGUCUGCAUCUACCAGGCCAGCUACGGCGACAGCUCCUUCUCCGUCGGGUAUCUGAGCAAGGACACCGUGUCGUUCGGCUCGAGCAGCAUGCCCAACUUCUACUACGGCUGCGGGCAAGACAACGAGGGGCUCUUCGGUCGCUCGGCCGGGCUCAUCGGCCUGGCGCGUAACAAGCUGUCACUGCUCUACCAGCUCGCGCCGAGCUUGGGUUACUCGUUCUCUUACUGCCUCCCAACGUCCUCGUCCUCCGGGUACUUGUCCAUCGGCUCGUACAACCCGGGGCAGUACUCGUACACACCCAUGGUGUCCAGCUCGCUCGACGACUCGCUCUACUUCAUCAAGCUGACCGGGAUAACGGUCGCCGGGAAGUCGCUGUCCGUGUCAUCGUCUGCUUACUCAAGCUUGCCGACGAUCAUCGACUCUGGCACGGUGAUCACGCGCCUGCCCACGGGCGUGUACUCUGCGCUGAGCAAGGCGGUGGCUGGGGCCAUGAAGGGAGCGCGGCGCGCGUCGUCGUUCUCCAUCCUCGACACGUGUUUCCAGGGCCAGGCCUCGCAGCUGCGCGUGCCAGCGGUCAACAUGGCCUUCGCCGGCGGCGCGGUGUUGAAGUUGGCGGCGCGGAACCUGCUCGUGGACGUGGACAGCGCCACGACGUGCCUGGCUUUCGCGCCCGCCAGGAGCGCGGCCAUCAUCGGGAACACGCAGCAGCAGACGUUCAGCGUCGUCUACGACGUCAAGAACAGCAAGAUCGGGUUCGCAGCCGGCGGCUGCCGCUGAGAAGCUACACGCAUGCGCGGACUUGGGUAACUAAACGGGCAACGCAUUCGCUUUCUGAAAUCUAAACUCUUCAUUUUGACCAUGCAAGCUCCGUACAGUAGAUGCAUGUGGAUGACAUGUAAGAAAUAUACAACGGAGCUGAUUAAAAAGUGUUGCUCAAGCACCUAGCUCGGUGUGUGCACGUAUUAUUACCUCGUUGUGACACAAAAAUACACCCAAAACACAUAGGAGUAAAGCUAGCUAUUUAUAUUGUUCAGGCCAAUUAUGUGAAAGUGAAAAAUGCAUGACACUCUAAAGAAGAUUACAAUUCACAUAGCCAGGAUAUAGCAUGCAGCUGCUCAUGUAAUUCUUAAUUUGGCAAGUACUGGUAAAAAAAUAUUUACUUCGUGCAGUGUAGGUAAAUUAAAUUAAGGGCUGUGUGUGUGCGCGCGUGUUUCAGAGUUUGCUCCUUAGAACUUCCAAGGGUUCCUCCCUUUUAUACAGUGAAAAUAUUGUAACCGCAAUAUAUGAUGUAUGCAUAUGUACUUAUUUGAGCAACAGAUAUUUAUUUA